Cheilinus undulatus (humphead wrasse) is the source of this 2083-nucleotide messenger RNA. It is a transcript of the gene aldh9a1a.1, whose product is annotated as aldehyde dehydrogenase 9 family, member A1a, tandem duplicate 1. NCBI's taxonomy places the organism in Eukaryota, Metazoa, Chordata, Actinopteri, Labriformes, Labridae. The record is from RefSeq and is a predicted model, not a curated record. Gene Ontology annotation, molecular function: 4-trimethylammoniobutyraldehyde dehydrogenase (NAD+) activity; aminobutyraldehyde dehydrogenase (NAD+) activity. Bases 149 to 1666 code for a protein of 505 amino acids. The transcript has 12 exons.
GUUGUUCUAGCUCAGUUUAAGUGGUUUUGUUAGAAGUGAGAGGCGGGUCCUGUCUGGUUAUAGUGGGCGUGAAUGGGCAUAUAAGACCCAGCGUUGAGAGUACACGCACUCCGUCUGCUGAGGCAAUAACGCUCCUCUCCAAGUGAAAAUGUCCCAGUCAAUUCUCGACACUAUGCCUGGAGCCUCCACGGGCACCGUGGUGGUCACAGACCAUCUGAAUUUCUGGGGUGGGAAGAGAGUUAAACCCCGAGAGGAGAAAAACGUAGAGCCCGUGUUUGAACCUGCAACUGGCCGCGUCUUGUGUCAGCUGUUCCCUUGUGGGUGCGAGGAGGUAGAUGAGGCCAUAAAGAGCGCCCACACUGCCUACCUAACAUGGAGCAAGAUGGCCGGCAUGGAGCGGGCUCGUGUGAUGCUGGAGGCCGCCCGCAUUAUCAGGGAGAGAAGAGACAACAUUGCAAAGCUGGAAGUAAUCAACAACGGCAAGUCCAUCACUGAAGCACUGGUGGAUAUUGAUAUUGCAUGGCAGUGUAUUGAGUACUACGCUGGUCUGGCUGGUACACUUGCAGGCCAACACGUCCAGCUCCCUGGAGGAGCAUUUGCUUACACCAGGAGGGAGCCCCUUGGUGUGUGUGCUGGAAUUGGUGCAUGGAACUACCCCUUCCAGAUCGCUGCAUGGAAGUCUGCUCCUGCUCUGGCAUGUGGUAAUGCCAUGGUGUUCAAGCCCUCUCCAAUGACUCCUGUGACUGCUGUUAUCCUGGCUGAGAUCUACAAAGAGGCUGGAGUUCCAGAUGGGCUUUUCUGUGUGGUUCAAGGUGGAGCAGAGACUGGCAGCUUGCUCUGCCAGCACCCAAUGAUUGCUAAAGUCUCUUUUACUGGCAGUGUGCCCACAGGCAAAAAGGUCAUGGAAAUGUCUGCAAAGGGGGUGAAGCAGGUGACUCUUGAGCUCGGAGGAAAAUCUCCACUCCUCAUCUUCAAAGACUGUGAGCUGGAGAACGCAGUGAAGGGAGCGCUCAUGGCAAACUUCCUGACACAAGGACAGGUUUGCUGCAAUGGGACCAGGGUGUUUGUGCAAAGAGAGAUCAUGCCCCAAUUCCUGGCAGAAGUGGUGAAGAGGACCAAGGUCAUUCCUUUGGGCGACCCUCUGCUGGACAGCACCCGGAUGGGAGCACUGAUCAGCAAACCACAGCUGGAUAAAGUGCUGAGAUAUGUGGAGCAGGCCAAGAAAGAGGGAGCCAAAGUGCUUUGUGGGGGAGAGCCUUUUGUCCCCAGUGACCCCAAACUUAAAGGGGGCUACUUCAUGUCACCCUGUGUUCUUGAUAACUGCAGAGAUGACAUGACCUGUGUGAAGGAGGAGAUCUUUGGCCCAGUCAUGUCUGUGUUGCCAUUCGACACAGAGGAGGAAGUGAUCAAGAGAGCUAACAACACCACCUUUGGACUGGCCUCUGGAGUUUUCACCAGGGACAUUUCUCGAGCCCAUCGUGUGGCUGAGAACCUGGAGGCAGGGACCUGCUUCAUCAACAACUACAACAUCAGCCCUGUGGAAGUGCCAUUUGGAGGAUACAAGAAUUCAGGUUUUGGCAGAGAGAAUGGCCAGGUUACGAUUGAGUACUACUCCCAGCUGAAGACUGUAGUGGUAGAGAUGGGUGACGUUGAGAGCCUGUUCUAAGGACAGCUUAACAAGUUUGCAUUGCUGUGUCAGAACUGUGGAUAGAACCCUUCCCUGUUUAGUUAUGUGCUAUGCAAACAGGAGAACAUGCAGCACUCUUUUGUAAAGAUGAAGAGGAAUAUCUGCUUCUUACAUGUUUACAAUUCACUACUUUUUCUACUUUCAAGUGGACCUACACUUUAGCACUGAGCAGGUAAAUGUAAACAAACCCUGGUGUCAUUCCAGCUGCUUCAUAGAAAAAAGAAUACUUGCUAGUGUUUGUGGAAAAAUUACCACGAGCCUUAAUUAGAAAUACUGUAAUAUAAUUUCAAGGGAGUAGUUACCUAACAGCUGGUUUCAAGUUUUUAUAUCGUAUUCUUACCUGUUGCACAUUUUUUGACUAACAAAUGCCCUUUUGUCAAAAUAAAUUGUUUAAAU